This is a messenger RNA of Phaedon cochleariae (mustard beetle), 648 nucleotides long. Lineage: Eukaryota; Metazoa; Arthropoda; Insecta; Coleoptera; Chrysomelidae. The record is from the annotation of a GenBank genome assembly.
AUGUCCUCAGAUUCAUUCGAUUACGAUAUCAGGAUAGCAAAAACCGAAGACAGAGAUGCAAUCGCCCAGUUCCUUCGUACCUACUUCUACAAGGACGAGCCUUUGAACAAGUUCUUGGAGAUAGUAUCCGAAGAAAACCCCAUCAACCACGACCUGGAAGCAUUCGCCAUGGCCGACUUUGAUAACGGCAUUUCUUUGAUGGCUUUCCGGCAGGGAAAGCUGAUAGCUGUGUGCCUCAAUUUCAUUCUUCACAGGGGGAAAAAGGAGCAUUUCCAUUGCGAGGACGAGAAGUUUUCGAAAAUAGUCGGGAUGCUAGAGUACGUGGAAGAAAAAUCGGACCCUUUCCAGAAGUACCCUGGGUGUGACAAAGCUGUUUCUGUCGGGAUCGUUUCUGUUGAUGAUAGUUGUCGGGGAAAAGGGGUAGCAAAAAAACUGAUUGAAAAAACAGGUGAAUUGGGGAAGCAAAAUGGCUGCGGUUUUUUGGUUGUUGACUGCUCUAGUCAUUUUACGGCGUGCGCUGUGAAAAAGCUGGGUUUUGAGAUGAUCUAUUCUUUGGAUUAUGCCGAUUAUAAAGUAAAUGGUGAGGUGGUACUUUGUCCAGAACCGCCACACAAGGCUGUCACUGUUUAUACCAAAAAAAUUGACUGA